Messenger RNA from Bombyx mandarina (wild silkworm), 330 nucleotides. RefSeq names its product gloverin 4-like (gene glv4-like). The record is from RefSeq and is a predicted model, not a curated record. Lineage: Eukaryota; Metazoa; Arthropoda; Insecta; Lepidoptera; Bombycidae.
GACGAACGAUCAGCCAAGGACGAAGAAGGAUAUCCAGUUAGCGGUCAGUUUUCAAAGCGACACCCGCGUGACGUCACCUGGGACAAACAAGUGGGGGGAGGGAAGGUCUUCGGCACGCUGGGCCAAAAUGAUGAUGGGCUUUUUGGUAAAGCCGGUUACAACAGAGAGAUCUUCAAUGAUGACCGCGGCAAAUUGACCGGGCAGGCCUACGGCACCAGGGUCCUGGGACCCGCAGGGGACAGUACAAACUACGGUGGACAGCUAGACUGGGCCAAUAAGAAUGCGGAAGCUGCUAUUGAUAUAAAUAGACAGAUCGGAGGCAGAUCUGGA